UCCAAAUGCAAUACGAGCGAUCGCGCUGACGUCACGGUUACGUCACGUGACGUCAUGGUAGGCAAAAAGCUGCUGGUGGGCGACGAGGGCGGGCUGAACCCUCCUCGCCCACCAGUUGCGCGCGGGAAACGCAAACAUGCCGACCAGUUGUUGUGCGCUGAAUUGUACUAACCGGAAGGAUAAAGGCAGUAGAAAGAAGUUUUUUAGAAUCCCUGCGGAACCAGGACGAAGGGCUGCAUGGCUUAGAGCCUUAAAAAGGUCAGAUUUUGAGCAGGGAAAGAAAAACCCGACCGCGGCGUGGACACCACGAGGCCACGAGAGAGUGUGCAGCGACCAUUUCAUCUCAGGGAACCCUUCUAAAGACCCUGCAGAUCCAGAUUACGUCCCAAGCUUGUUUAACCUCCCAACCUCAGCAAGUUGCAAUCGUUCAAGAAACCCAGUUGCCAAGAAAGAUCGGUAUAUGCGUGCAGCAAAAAGGCUGCGGGUGUCAUCAGAGAAUGAAGCCCCACCUACAUCACUAAAUGAUGAAGAAAUGAUCGCUGACCCUCCUCCUGAAAGUGUAGAGACUCUGAGAGACCCCCUUCCUGUCACACUUUGCAGAAAUAUGUAGACUCCUGGUAUUGUUUAAAUCCAAAUAAAGAUCAGAGCUACACUUGCUCUGGGAUUAUUAUGGUACAUGUUCCAAUAUACAGGGUAAUGUUGUCUCUUUGUGUGCCUUAAUUACCUACGAAAAAUGGCUUCCUGCAAGUGU
Messenger RNA from Branchiostoma floridae (Florida lancelet), 751 nucleotides. RefSeq names its product peroxynitrite isomerase THAP4-like. The transcript has 4 exons. Gene Ontology annotation, molecular function: sequence-specific DNA binding. NCBI's taxonomy places the organism in Eukaryota, Metazoa, Chordata, Leptocardii, Amphioxiformes, Branchiostomatidae. The record is from RefSeq and is a predicted model, not a curated record. The coding region runs from base 137 to 610 and encodes 157 amino acids.